GGCGCCCGAAAACGCUUCGGAAAAAGGCAUCGGGGGCAGCGCGCGUUCGUGUCGCCCAUUGUUAUCCUCGUCGCGUGUAAUGGCUACCGUAGAGUUUGUUGAUGGUGCUCGGUCUGCUUGUACGCGCAACGGCCUAUCCUGAGCCACGGUACGCGGCAACGUGGCCCAAUCUGACGGAAAUAAAAUCGAGACGAUCUCUACCGCUGAAGUACCGCCAAUUUUAUGCAACCGAGAAACCCGCGCUUCGUAUACCAGUCGCCGCAACCGCCACCGCGCUUGGACGACAUGAUCUGCGCGGGUCAACGUUGCUCAUUAACAAGCGUGUAACUCAAAACUGAUUUCGCGGCAUCCACGGUUGGCAAAUUCUCGUCGGCGUUGUGUUUGGUGUUAAUUUUAACGGGAUCUAACGUAUCGAGAGGCUAUAUCAAAGCACUAAAUUGAUCGCCAUUGAUUUUUCCACCGCGACCACGGCCCUACCGACACGAGGAACUUGUUUCUCGUAUGUUGUAUUGGACGAAAUACGUAAAUCAAGUACCACGAUUGUCAGAAUUAGUGUGACCAGCUGCGCGGUAUUCCGCGCCGCAGUCAUGGCAACUAGAAGAUCAUCCGUUUGGCACUCAGACAUGUAACCCGCGGCGCCUGUGUAGACUAUCACAUGGUCAAAGGCAACACAUCAAUGGCCCUAGAAUCAAAUGGCAACAACGUGGUGUGGUUGAACACAACCCGUCCUGAUCAGAUACAACAGAGCCAACCUAUCGAGCAACCAGUGAAGUGUUCCAUGUUUACUCAAACUGAACAAACUAACAGUUUUACUCAGACGGAGCAGAGUAAUUCUAGUUACGGCGAUCAGAGACAGCAGCAAGCAGCUAUGUUUGAUCCACAACAAAUACAGCAGCAGCAAGCUGCUCAAGGUCAACAAUCGCAGCAACAGCAAUCUCAACAAAUGUAUGUUACAACAGAUAAAAAAGAGGAUAAGUCUCAGCAGCAAUCAGCAACUGCUGACUUCCCUUUCUACUACAAUGUCAACAUGCUUCAAAAGGUUCAAACAAACGCGGUGAGCACGAUUGGUGCGAUCACAACCGACGACAAGGGUUGUUAUCGUUUUGAUGUGCAACCUGUCGGUUAUAACACAUUAUUGAAUCAGAUGAGUAUUGCGGCUGCUACCAAUGCGACCUUCAAAUGUGACAUUUGUGGGUUGGUCUUUGGGCAUAUGAGUUUGCUGAAUCAUCACAAACGGAUUCAUAAUACAACACCUAGUAAUCUUCAGCAACAACCACAGCAAGUUGUUGUGCAAACACCGACAACGGUUACUGUUGCAACUACACCAGAAAGACCAUAUACCUGUGAUGUGUGUGGAGCUUGUUUUGCAUUACCAGGAGAAUUAAAAAGCCAUAAAACAAAUAUGCACCAGAAACCAAAAGUGCAAAUUUGUGAAGAUUGUGGCAGUGAAGAUCCUUGUGAACAUCAUCCUACGAAAAUUAAAAAGACUAUCAAACCUGGUCAUCAUCCUGUGAAACGAAGGGGUGUCACUAGUGUCACUAAGUGCCACAAGUGUAAUGGGACAGGAAUAAUUUUUAUUGGUAAACACGACGAAAAACUAGAUUCUGGAAUCAGUUCCCUCGCAAAGUGUGGCGGCUGCAAGGCAACAGGCCGCAUCAUCAUAGGAAGCGGUAAACAGAACAGUCAAAAUCAGGCAGAGAAGCCGUUUCAUUGCAACGUAUGUGAUGGAACAUUCUCCAGAUAUUCGUCACUUUGGUCCCAUAAGAGACUUCAUUCUGGAGACAAACCUUUCAAGUGUGAAGUUUGUGGCUUAGCUUUUGCAAAAGCUGCUUAUCUAAAAAAUCAUGGACGAGUGCAUACUGGUGAAAAACCAUUUAAAUGUAGUGUUUGUGGUAUGCAGUUCUCACAAAGUCCUCAUUUAAAGAAUCACGAAAGAAUUCAUUCUGGUGAACGUCCUUAUCAGUGUGAAGUAUGCGAAAAAACAUUCGCUAGACAUUCAACACUUUGGAAUCACAGAAGAAUUCAUACCGGUGAAAAACCGUAUAGAUGUAAUAUAUGCGGUUCGGCCUUUAACCAAGCUACACAUCUGAAAAAUCACGCGAAAGUUCAUACCGGUGAAAAACCACAUAGAUGUGAUAUAUGUGAGAUCGGAUUUUCCGAUCGCUUUGCAUUAAAGCGUCAUCGUGCAAUCCAUGAAAAAUACGGUCAAACUGCCCGAAAUCAGAAUGCAAAUAAUCCAAGUAACGCACAGCAAGCGAAUGCGAGUAAUCAGCAGCAACAACAGCAGCAACAGCAGCAACAACCUCAGCAAGCACAGCAAGGUCAACAGGUUGUUGUAGUGAAUGCUACGACUCCUGUUACUGUAAGUCAAGGUCAAGGACAAGCAGUAAUGCUUGAAGAAGUCUACAAGUGCCAGGUGACCUUCCCUGAGCCUAAAUGAUUCAGCUAGAGAAUACCUUUCAGAAGCUGGUAAAGGGGUUAAUUUUUUAACCUUUUUUAAACAAACAAACAAAAAAUAUUAAUUAACACUGACAAUGCGAUAUACGUAUGUGUAAACGUAUACAAAAAAAAAAAAAAAUGCAAACAGAUAUGUGGAUGACAUCGAUGAAGAAGCAAGUCUCCAGAGUGACUGGCAGCAUGCUUUCUGUGCAGAUUUUGUGAGAGGAUUAUUUGGUGACAGAGGGUAUAUCUUAAAUAAAUACGCAUGAAAAAAAAAGGGUACCACUAAAAAAGAAAAAGAAAAAAAGAAUAAGAAAGACUCAGCGAUAGUUUGCGCGAGUGAGUAAUUUUCAUAGAACGUGAUUCGGAAGAGUAACGGCUCGUAUAAAAUCGAAACAUUCUCCCGACCAUCAGUGGUGUGAAAAAAAUUUUUUGUGAAUGAAUAUGAAACGAUAUUAAAAGGGAAAAAUUGAAGAAACGAAAGGAAAAACAGUAAUAAAUCUAUUUUAUAUUUUGUCACUUGAAAUAGACGUAUUACUUAGAAACAUUGACAUUGGAUCAAAUAACAAACUCGUUGAUAAUGACAUUGUUCUAUUGAUUUACGCAUGUUGAAUUACAAAUUAAUUUUUGUUUAUUUUUCUUGUAUUUUCGUGGAUCCCUCGCUCUGAACAAAAUUGAAUGGAAAAAAAAGUUAUAGUGACCGUAAUUAUAUUUAAGUUUCAUGACUCACUGAACGAUUAAAAAAAAAUACAUGUGAUAGCUUUGAGUGGAUCUUGGCUAGGCGGGAAGCGGCAGUAAUCUGAUCGCUAUAAUACUAACGAAUUGUGCAUGUUAUAUAUAUUUGACAGUGGCGUAAGUAAACGUUUCAAAAACGGAUCUAAAAUUAUAUACAAAUAUUAUUAAGUUUAAAAGAGAACGAAAAAAAACUAUUUUAAAAGCCUGAACCUCGGCCCUUGUUUAUUAUAAUUUAAGUGAAAGGAUAAUUAUGAUUAUUGAUUUAUAUUGAUCAUCUUGUUUCUUUUUAACAAUUAAAUUAAAUUAAGCAAAAGAAGUAAAAGAGGAAUUAAAAUUUAAAAAUGAAGAACAUAAACAUAAAUCGUCAUCGAGAACUAUUGUCAUCUUUGCAUGCGUCUUUAUGUUAUGAAACGGAAGUCGUGGUACGGAACGAUAUCGCGAUUUGAGCGAGCCUUCUUCCGUCCAGUCAUUCGGGAUCACAAUAAAAAAAAAAUUAAUUAUUGCGUUAUUGCAAUGACAACGACCACGAUUUAAGAAAAUAAAAGAAGGAAUAUCAAGAUGACAAAAGUAACAUACCACAAAAGAAGAUUUCUAUCUCACACGGAGCUGCAAUAAAUAGUGAAUAUCGACGGGCAGACUAAUCUGUUUUAUAAUUUUAAGGCCGUGAACUAUAAUGGAUAUCAGUUAUUAAAAUAGUUACUAGUUUGUAACGGCAAAAUAGCUGGCUAGGUUAUCUAUACAAUAUAUACAUAAUUAAUUUUUAUAUCCCCAUUUGUUAAAAGCGAUGGCCAAACACCGUCGCUGCGAACUCUUAAAAUAGCAGUGAAUCAGAAAUCGAUUUGGUUGUAAUUCAGAAAAGAAGUAAAAAAGGAGCUCCGACUAAUCGGUAACUUGUGAUACUGGCGAUGAUUAGGAUACCACAUAUGCCAUUUUGAAGUAAAAAAAUACACUGUUCUUCGGACAUCUUCAUCGAUUGCAUCUUUUUU
This is a messenger RNA of Frieseomelitta varia, 4160 nucleotides long. Its product is annotated as zinc finger protein 2 homolog. Bases 656 to 2440 code for a protein of 594 amino acids. The transcript has 9 exons. Gene Ontology annotation, biological process: regulation of transcription by RNA polymerase II. The record is from RefSeq and is a predicted model, not a curated record. Gene Ontology annotation, molecular function: DNA-binding transcription factor activity, RNA polymerase II-specific; RNA polymerase II transcription regulatory region sequence-specific DNA binding. Gene Ontology annotation, cellular component: nucleus. NCBI's taxonomy places the organism in Eukaryota, Metazoa, Arthropoda, Insecta, Hymenoptera, Apidae.